Protopolystoma xenopodis is the source of this 495-nucleotide messenger RNA. The record is from the annotation of a GenBank genome assembly. NCBI's taxonomy places the organism in Eukaryota, Metazoa, Platyhelminthes, Monogenea, Polystomatidea, Polystomatidae.
AUGUCUACAGUGCAAGGACGUCAGCUGGGCCGACUAAAUCCCGCCCUUUACCUUACCGAGGACACAGAAGAGCUCUACGACAUCCCUCUGGGGCACAUUGGGCGAGUCUGGUUCACCGUCAGCUACCACCGGUCACGGGAGCAGCUCAAGGUCUUGAUACACAAGGUGCGCAACCUCCGCAACCCUCUGACAGCCACCGUCUCCAACGUUAACGCUAGCACAACAGGCCUUUCACCCCGAAAUUCUAUAUCCCCUUCUGGUGGCUUCUCACGACUCGGCUCAAGCCUUGCUUCAGAGGCAAGUUUGUAUCCACAACGUCUGGCCACUUUAAACUGCCGCACUAGUUGUGGCCAUGACAACCACUCUUCUGGGCCAGAGACAGGGGUUGAAUGUUUGGCAGCGAAGGCCUCUUCUGGUUGGACGAACCCUCAUGAGGUGCCUGCCACGACCGUCUUAAGGCAAGGUGCGGAGCAGCAGGACUGCAGAAUUAGGUGA